AUCAUUGGAGAGAGUGUCACUGAGUUCAUCUUACUGAUAUUAUUAAGUAGGUUCAUCAAUCUGAGGCUCUGGCUAUUUGGAAAAAAUCAUGGACACAGCAAAAUUAAUAAAGCUCGGUGGUUCUUCGUUUGUACCUAGCGUUCUGGAAUUGGCCAAACAAUCGCCUGCACAAGUCCCAGCUCGAUACAUACGAAAUGAUCAGGACCUGUUGGUCACUAACCUCUCUGACGUGUCUUUGAUAGAUCAAACAGUACCUGUUAUCGAUCUGCAGAAAUUACUAUCUUCAGAAACCAUCAUUGGUGAACUAGAAUUGGAAAGGCUUCACUCUGCUUGCAAAGAUUGGGGUUUCUUUCAGGUGGUAAACCAUGGAGUUGACAUUUUAUUGGUAGAGAACGUGAAAUCAGAAAUCCAAGGUUUCUUCAACCUUCCAGUGGAUGAAAAAAAAUUCUUUUGGCAGGAAGAAGGAGAUCUUGAUGGAUUUGGAAAAGCAUUUGUUCAUUCUGAAGACGAAAAACUUGAUUGGGGAGAUUAUUUUUUCAUUUUCACUCAACCCCAACAUAUGAGGAAGCUUAGAGUGUUCCCCAAACUCCCUCUACCUCUCAGGGAGACAAUUGAAUCUUAUUCAUUGGAGAUGACUAAACUAGGCUUGACUCUCAUUAAGUUGAUGGAAAACGCUCUACAAAUGGAGACUAGGGUGAUGGCAGACUUCUUUGAAGGCGGGAGACAAACAAUGAGGAUGAACUAUUAUCCUCCUUGUCCUCAACCCGAGCAUGUAAUCGGCCUAACACCACAUUCAGAUGCUGGAGGCUUGACGAUCCUCCUUCAACUCAACCAAGUGGAUGGAUUACAGAUAAGAAAAGAAAAAAUAUGGGUUCCCAUUAAACCUCUACCUAAUGCCUUGGUAGUGAACAUUGGAGAUAUUUUGGAGAUAAUGAGUAAUGGCGUAUACCGUAGCGUGGAGCACCGAGCAACUAUAAACUCAACAAAGGAGAGGCUAUCAGUUGCAACAUUUCUUAGCCCUAAAGAAGAUGCGAAAAUAGGUCCCAUACCUAGCAUGAUCACACCAGAGACACCUGCCUUGUUCAGAACAUCUGGUUAUGAAGAUUAUUUGAAGGAAUACUUUUCACGUAAAUUUAACGGAAAAUUAUCCCUCGACUCCAUGAGGAUAGGAGAAGGUGAUGAAGGCAAUAGUAGUACUGCUACAUGAUUGUUGCCACAGAUGUACGUUCAGGGAAAUACGUUACUAUGAGCAGAAGGAAAAUGGUUAUAUGUCAAGCUUUGUGUGCUAAGAAAGAUAUUCAAUUAUGAAUAGGUGCCGCUCCCGUGGGUAUGAGUAUACCUCAUGUCUAUGAAUGUCUAUGAAUAACUGCUGUUUUAUUGAGUAAGUAUUGUUGGAGUUCCCCUCUGAAAUUUUCGGUGUUGAAUGAAUUAUGAAUAUGUGAUAGAGAGUAGUGACAGUAGGUAUUACGCGACUCCUGAACUAAAGAGUAACUGGAAACUGAUUCUUU
This is a messenger RNA of Papaver somniferum (opium poppy), 1508 nucleotides long. RefSeq names its product codeine O-demethylase-like. Bases 89 to 1207 code for a protein of 372 amino acids. The record is from RefSeq and is a predicted model, not a curated record. Lineage: Eukaryota; Viridiplantae; Streptophyta; Magnoliopsida; Ranunculales; Papaveraceae. The transcript has 4 exons.